This is a messenger RNA of Exophiala viscosa, 1234 nucleotides long. RefSeq lists its product as uncharacterized. The record is from RefSeq and is a predicted model, not a curated record. The coding region runs from base 256 to 1209 and encodes 317 amino acids. Lineage: Eukaryota; Fungi; Ascomycota; Eurotiomycetes; Chaetothyriales; Herpotrichiellaceae. The transcript has 4 exons.
CAAUCCUGCCACACGGUUCACUUCCAGGUUAGGCAGGCCACCGGAGAUGUUUGCCCGCAUUAAACUUGUGCAUUGAUAUAACAUCUGGAGGAUAUCCUUAACCCAACUGAACCCUGAUCAAUGAAGAUAGGAUAUCGUGUUUUGAACCAGCAACCGACCCCGAUCUUACUAAAAGCUCUUGCCAGGCCAACAAGGCCGUACCUUAUUCAGCCUUCCAAAGCAUUCACAACACUAAGCUGACUUCAGCUUCCGACAAUGGCACCCAUUGCCGUAGACGACAUCAUCGGAGCUUCGUCCGCACCAGUCAAGGAUGCUCAGCAGGUGAACGGGUCGACGAAGAAGCCCAGUAUUGCCCGGUGUGAUGCAAACGAUAGUGCCACGACGACAGAGCUCCUUGUCUCCAUCAUUGAGCGUGAUGGAGGUGUCAUCGUUGAGAACCUGAUAACCAAAGAGCUUGCAGGUCAGAUCAAGUCGGAGCUCAAGCCAUACUUCGACACAGAUAAGAAAGACCCUAGCGGCUUCUUCCCAGAGACGACUCAGAGAGCGACUGGGCUCCUGGGUCGAUCUGAUGGAUGUGUCGAAUUGGCCACGAAUGCCACAUACAUCAACGUAGCCAACAAGAUGCUGUCUUCGACAUUCACAUAUUGGUCUGGUCAAGAGCAAGAGACGGUAACGUCUAAACCUAUCAUAUCCUCAACUGUCGCAUUCCGAGUCAAUCCAGGAGGACGACAGCAGGUGUUACACCGCGACGACGGUGAUUAUCACACUCGAAAUGUUGAUAUGCCCAUGAUGUUAGGCUGUGUGACGGCUUUGACGAAGACGACGAAGGAGAAUGGUGCCACCAUCUGCAUUCCUGGCUCUCACAUGUGGGGUCCUGAUCGAUGCCCCCAUGAUGGAGAGGCUGUACCGGCAGAAUUGGAACCUGGAUCUGCUUUGAUUUUCGUGGGCAAUCUAUAUCAUGCUGGUGGGGGCAACAUCACGAAAGAUCAAGCUCGCGAGACAGUUGGCAUAUUUCUUUGCAAGGCUCACUACCGACCAGCAGAGAAUCAGAUGCUCAUGGUGCCGCCGGAGAAAGCCAAGCGUUUGCCACCGCAAGCACAACGACUUCUGGGAUACGGAAUCUCGCUUCCUGCUCUGGGAUUUAUGGAGUACCAGGAUCCAAUGCGGGUCUUGUUUGGUGUUGAAGAUGAAGAGACAGUCAAUAUGUGAGACUGGCCGUGAAUCAAGCGCGCGA